AUCAGCUUUUUUUCGUGAUAAUUUCAUCGGAUCGUCAUUAAAAAAGGUUUUCCGUAAAUGUUCUAAAGGAAGUUUUUCGUCUUUUUAUCGUAGUUUACCACGUAGAAAAAUGGCAAAUAGUGUUGGAAAUUCGUACAAUUUCAAAGUUGUCCUUUUGGGAGAAGGAGCUGUUGGUAAGACGUCGAUCGUCUUGCGUUAUAUCGAGUCAAAAUUCAAUCCGAAACACAUAACGACGUUGCAAGCAUCGUUUCUGAACAAAAAAAUCAACAUUGACGAUAACAGAGUGAAUUUGAGCAUUUGGGAUACUGCGGGACAAGAAAGAUUCCAUGCUUUGGGUCCAAUUUACUAUAGAGGCUCGAACGGGGCAAUUCUCGUGUAUGACAUAACCGACGAAGAAUCAUUCCAAAAAGUCAAGAGUUGGGUAAAGGAGCUCAAAAAGAUGCUCGGGAACGAAAUUACGCUCGCAAUUGCGGGAAACAAAAUGGAUUUGGCCAAAGAUAGACAAGUUUCGUUGGAAACGGCGGAAGAAUAUGCCAAAAGUGUCGGAGCGAAGCAUUAUGAGACAUCGGCGAAGCUCAAUGAGGGCAUUGAUGACUUGUUUUUAGCACUUGCGAAAGAUAUGAUUGCUGUUAGUAAUGCGAAAAAUACGAAUUUGAAUAGACAGGGUUCGAUGAGAAGAGGAAAUGCGCUCGUUUUGGAAGACGAUGCGGAUGAAGAUGGAGCUGAAAACGAUACGAAUGCGGGAAGAAGCAGGUGUUGUUCGUAAAAAGCGAAAAAAAAACGAAAACAGUGACUUGUAGAAAAUUAAAAUGUGAUUCAAAAUUUAAAAAGAAAAGAAAAAGUAAAUAUUUUUAGUCCGCCUACUCUUAUCUAUAACAACUGAAAACAACUACUAAAAUAUACUACUUGAAGUAACGUGUGCGUAAAUAAUAAAUAUUUAAAGUGAAAUUAUUUUUAUGCUGUAUAAAAAAAAUAAUGAUAAAAUAAAA
This is a messenger RNA of Culicoides brevitarsis, 989 nucleotides long. RefSeq names its product ras-related protein Rab-21 (gene Rab21). The transcript is spliced from 3 exons. The coding region runs from base 110 to 766 and encodes 218 amino acids. Gene Ontology annotation, biological process: Rab protein signal transduction. NCBI's taxonomy places the organism in Eukaryota, Metazoa, Arthropoda, Insecta, Diptera, Ceratopogonidae. Gene Ontology annotation, molecular function: GTP binding; GTPase activity. The record is from RefSeq and is a predicted model, not a curated record. Gene Ontology annotation, cellular component: Golgi apparatus; endosome.